This is a messenger RNA of Setaria italica (foxtail millet), 1202 nucleotides long. Its product is annotated as MADS-box transcription factor 7. Gene Ontology annotation, biological process: positive regulation of transcription by RNA polymerase II. Bases 133 to 870 code for a protein of 245 amino acids. The record is from RefSeq and is a predicted model, not a curated record. Gene Ontology annotation, molecular function: protein dimerization activity; DNA-binding transcription factor activity, RNA polymerase II-specific; RNA polymerase II cis-regulatory region sequence-specific DNA binding. The transcript is spliced from 8 exons. NCBI's taxonomy places the organism in Eukaryota, Viridiplantae, Streptophyta, Magnoliopsida, Poales, Poaceae. Gene Ontology annotation, cellular component: nucleus.
UAUCUCUCCUGCGCUUGGUUUCGCUUUGCUUUGCUGCUGCUGCUAGUGCGAGCUGGUGCUUCGGGCGAGGUCGUCGAUCUGGCGGCGGAGGCGGAGGGUUCAGGGGCCGCGGGGAAGGCGGGGGCGGCGGCCAUGGGGAGGGGGCGGGUGGAGCUGAAGCGGAUCGAGAACAAGAUCAACCGCCAGGUCACCUUCGCCAAGCGCCGCAACGGCCUGCUCAAGAAGGCGUACGAGCUCUCCGUGCUCUGCGACGCCGAGGUCGCGCUCAUCAUCUUCUCCAACCGCGGCAAGCUCUACGAGUUCUGCAGCACGCAGAGCAUGCCAAAGACACUUGAAAAGUAUCAAAAGUGCAGUUAUGCAGGGCCUGAAACAGCACUGCAAAAUAGAGAGAGUGAGCAAUUGAAAAGCAGCCGUAAUGAGUACCUCAAACUGAAGGCACGUGUUGAAAAUUUACAGCGAACUCAAAGGAAUUUGCUCGGUGAAGAUCUUGAUUCAUUAGACAUAAAGGAGUUGGAGCACCUCGAGAAGCAACUUGAUUCAUCCUUGAAGCACAUAAGAUCAACAAGGACACAGCACAUGGUUGAUCAACUAACGGAACUUCAGAGAAAGGAACAAAUGUUUUCUGAAGCAAAUAAGUGUCUUCGCAGAAAACUGGAGGAGAGCAACCAGGUUAUCUGGCAGCAAGCAUGGGAGCAUGGGGAGCCACAGCCAGAAGUCCAGCAGCAGCAGCAUCAGCUGCAAGGUGGCAAUGGAUUCUUCCAUCCCCUCGAUGCUGCUCGUGGGGAACCCACCCUUCAGAUAGGGUUCCCUCCUGAGGCACUGACUAGUAGCUCAUGCAUGACCACCUUCCUGCCCCCAUGGUUGCCAUGAGAUCAAACUACUGUGAUUCUGAAAUAAUAAGGAUGCGGCGGCUGGCCACGCUGCCAUAUGUUGUGCUUCGAGUGAUAGUUUAAUAUUCUUGUAUGGCUUGUAUGUGUAACAACCUGUGUGAUGAACUUGGAAAUUAUCCAUUUCAUUCUCGAAUAAUGUAUUGGGUAUAAGGUCGGGACUGCUUUAUAUUGCCUCAAAUAUAAUGUUGUAGCGUAUGUGUGUGCGCGCGCGCGCUCGCGUGUGAAUGUUGUGAGCUUGUAGCUGCACUAUAUUUAUGUUGUAAUUGUGACGAACCUUUUGUCAAAAUAACCAAUGUUCAUAGAAAUUGGCUA